Molecule: messenger RNA, 855 nt
Organism: Meloidogyne enterolobii
Lineage: Eukaryota; Metazoa; Nematoda; Chromadorea; Rhabditida; Meloidogynidae
Source: the annotation of a GenBank genome assembly
AUGUUUUCUCUACCACGUGAAGUUCAACUUGAUAUUUUUAAAUUCCUCAGUUAUGAAAAAUUAUAUUCAAUCAAACAUAUGCAUUUAUAUUUUUGUGAUUUUAUUAAUAAUUAUGAAGAGGAACUUGCUCGGGAGAAAUUCUAUGGAAUUUCUAUUGUAAUAUUUCUAAAUUUAAUUUUUAAAAAAUCCUUUUACAAGGAUGUCGAUCGAUUCAAAAAAGGUCCUUACUCUAAAUUAAUUGAACCCAAAGCUAAAAAUUUUUUGCACUUUCCAUUGAAUGAAGAACUUGAAGAGAAGUGGAGAAACAGACGAGAAACGCAAAUUCCUUUGUAUUUAGUACCACGAAAGGCAGACAAUAUUGUUAUUUGUUUGUCUAAAGUAUAUGAAACUGAAUGUCAUCUUCUACAACUACCAAACUUUAUCAAAGAUAAAACAGACCUCAAAAUUAUUUAUUAUUAUUUAAAUAAAUUAUUUAAUUGUUAUUUUGAAGAAGGCAACUUUAGAGGAUUUAUACUCAAUCCUAAAUUGAUUCAAUUAUUAUUUGGAAAUGUUCCUAAACAAUUUUAUAUUCAAAACUCUUGGCUGUUUAUGGAUUAUGUUAUUGGGGAUAAAUUUCAAUUUAUUUUGAAUCAUCUAAUUAUUAGUGGAACUCUAACAAUUAAUUUUCCUCUAGAUAAGGACGCAACAAAAUAUACAGAUAUUUUAUUUAAAAUUUUAAUGAAUGGAGACAAGUUUAAUGAAGUUUGUUUAAAAUGUAUUAAUCUGCAAGAAAUUUUUGAUCGUAUUAUAGAUGUAAGUUUUUGUGCUUACUUUUAUAUUUUAGUUCAGACUGGUUUAAUUUAUUUGGUUAGUUAA